Molecule: messenger RNA, 3964 nt
Organism: Engraulis encrasicolus (European anchovy)
Lineage: Eukaryota; Metazoa; Chordata; Actinopteri; Clupeiformes; Engraulidae
Gene: ipo4
Product: importin 4
Exons: 30
Coding region: 262-3531 (1089 amino acids)
Biological process (GO): protein import into nucleus
Cellular component (GO): cytoplasm; nucleus
Molecular function (GO): small GTPase binding; nuclear import signal receptor activity
Source: RefSeq, a predicted model, not a curated record
AAUUUCAACGGCCAGAUUCGGGCACUCUCUGAAUAAUUAUUUUUUGGUACGGAUAUAUUGAAGUCUUCACUGUCACACGUCGCUGGCUUGAAUUUUACGAGCGGCGGGUGACAACACCCGUCCUGUCCACGUUGGCUUCACCGGAGCCCCCUGACAACUGUCACAUAAGUUGCCAUCGUUGUCUUGCCAGCUCGGAGCUGGCCAAUUUUGAAUAAAAGCUAGAACUAAGAUUGGAAGCUGUCCUCUGUCAACAUCACCAAAAUGACAGAGCAACUGGAACACAUCCUUUCGCAGCUAACACAGCCUGACAAUGCCAUUAUUCAGCAGGCCACGGCGGAGUUGAAGAAGGCGUUUAAAGAUCCAGCCAUUAUCCCUGCACUAUGUGCAGUCAUGACAGGUUCUCAGAACCCGCAGAUCCGUCAAUCUGCAGCGGUCAUGUUGAGAAUGAGGGUGAAGAAGCACUGGAAGAAAAUAAGUCCAGACCACCGGGAGAGUUUAAAAGCUGUGGUCCUUCAAGCCUUCCAACAAGAGACAGAGCACACAGUGCGUCACUCUCUCUCGCAGCUCAGUGCUGUGAUGGUCAAGCAUGAGACACCUGACCGCUGGCCAGCUCUGCUGACUUUACUCAACCAGUCUACGCACAGCAACAACCCGCAGGACAGACAGGUGGGUCUUCUGCUGUUGAGCAAAGUGGUGGAGUCGAACCCGGAGCCCUUCAAGCAGCACUACAAGCAGCUGCUGCAGCUGUUUGGCACUGUGCUCCAGGAUCUGAGCAACCCCACCGCUAUCUACUACUGUAUCCUCACCCUCACUGCCAUCACCCCCUACACGGGCUCCGACGAGAUGAAUAUCAUGCGUUCCCUUGUCCCAAGACUGCUCACUGCCCUGAAGGCCCUAAUCAAAUCUGACGAGAACCAGGCCAGUGAGGCCAUGGAGGUACUGGAUGAGCUCAUGGAGAGCGAGGUGUCCAUCAUCGUUCCUCACCUGGCCGAGAUUGUACGCUUCUGUCUUGAGAUCGGUGCAGAUGCUUCCCUCAGUGAUUCUGUACGGGUCAGGGCCCUCUCCUGCAUCUCCGUUCUCAUCAGACUGAAGAGCAAGGCAGUAAUAAAGCAGAAGCUGCUCAACCCCAUCCUGCAGACGGUCUUCCCUGUGCUGGCUGCAGCGCCACCACCAGGUGAGGAGGACCCAGAAGACGAGGAGAGCGAAGACGAUGACCAGGAUAAUGAGAACCCCAAACACCUGGCGGCCCAGGUCAUUGACACCAUGGCUCUCCAUAUGCCCCCAGAGAAGCUCUUCCACCAGCUGAUGCCGCUGGCACAGGCUUGCCUGACCAGUCAGGACCCGUAUCAGCGCAAAGGAGGACUGAUGUGUCUGGCUGUGCUGGCUGAGGGCUGUGCCGACCACAUCCGCACCAAGAUGCUGUCCUCCAUGUUGCAGACGGUGUGCCAGAGUCUGUCUGACAGUAACCAGGUGGUGCGCAGCGCAGGUCUGUUUGCCCUCGGACAGUUCUCCGAGCACCUGCAGCCUGAAGUGAGUAAGUACCAUGCUGAGCUCAUGCCCCUUCUAAUGGCCUACAUGGCCAGCCUGAACCAAGCCAAAGUUGGACACGUCACCAAGGCCUUCUACGCCCUGGAGAACUUUGUGGAGAAUUUAGGUGAUGAAAUUCGUCUCUAUCUCCCCACUCUGAUGGAGACGAUGCUGUCCACUCUGCUGAAUAAUGAGAGCCUUAGGAUAAAGGAGUUGGCUGUCAGUGCCAUUGGAGCUAUUGCCAAUGCCGCCAAAGAGCAGCUGGUGCCUUACUUCUCGCCGAUCAUCGAGAGUCUGAAGGGAUUCCUGACUGACACCCGUGAUGAGAUGAGAGCUGUGCAGGUCCAAUCCCUGGACACGCUGGCGGUGCUGGCGCGCACUGUAGGUAAGGAGGUGUUCAGCCCGCUGGCCGCAGAGUGUGUGCAGUUGGGGCUCAACCUGAGCGACGCUGUGGACGAUCCUGACGUGCGCCGCUGCACUUUCAGUUUGUACUCUGCAGUGUCCACAGUGAGUCCUGACUGCCUGGUGCCCCACCUGCCCACCAUCUCCACCAUCAUACUGAUGUCCCUCAAGUCCACCGAGGGAGUGACGGAGCAUCUGGAUGAGGAGAAGCAGUUUGUGCUGCUGGACGAUGAGGAUGACGAUGAUGAUGAUGAGGAUGGAGCAGGAGACACCGCCUUAGGGGACGACCCUGACGAUGACACAGCCGCCCAGAAUGUUGCCGGGUUCAGUGUGGAGAAUGCUUACAUUGAUGAGAAAGAGGACGCCUGCGAUGCCUUGGGAGAGAUUGCUUUCAACACAGGGAUUGCCUUCCUGCCCUUCCUGGAGCCCAGCUUCCAGCAGAUCUACGAGCUGCGCGAUUUUCCACAUGGGGAUGUGCGUAGGGCCGCGUUCGGGGCCUUGGGACACUUUUGUCGCGCUCAGCACAAGGUGUGGCAAGCCAACCCUACAGAGGAAAAUCACCAGGCGCUGCAUAAGCUGCUGGGCGUGGUGCUGCCGUGCUUCAUGGAGGCGGUGCGCAGUGAGAAGGAGCGGCAGGUGGUCAUGGGCGUGCUGGAGGCCCUGAACAGUGUCAUCAAGUCCUGCCAGGCCGAGGCGGUGCAGGCACCUGGACGACUCCAGGAGAUCAGCCACGUCAUCAGAGACGUGCUCAAGAAGAAGAUGGUGUGCCAGGACGGAGGUGGGGAUGCGGACGACGAUGAUGAGCAGCAGGCGGAGUAUGAUGCCAUGCUGCAGGAGUUUGCAGGGGAGGGCAUCCCUCUGCUGGCCUCCUCUGUACCCGCCGACACCUUCAUGCCCUUCCUCAACGAGCUGCUGCCCCUCAUCAUCAACAAGGCGAAGUCCUCAUGUACGGUGGCUGACCGCUCCUUCUCGGUGGGAACGCUUGGCGAGACUCUGCACGCGCUCACUAAGGUGCAGGGUGGCAGGGGCGUAGCUGGGCGUCUGUCCAAUCGCCUGCUGCCGGUGCUGGUGGGCGGAGUUAAGGACCAGGACCCUGAGGUGCGCAACAACAGUGUGUUCGGACUGGGAGCCCUGGCACAGGCCGCCGGGCCCAUCGUCGCCAAUGAUUACCCCAUGAUGCUGUCCCUCUUCUCCAACUUGCUGUCCAAGGAGUCUGACCGCCGCGUCAUCGACAACCUGUGUGCCGCACUGUGCCGUAUGAUCAUGACCAACAUGGAGUGCGUGCCAGUUGACCAGGUCUUCCCAGCCCUUAUAGCACAACUGCCCUUGAAGGAGGACUUGGAGGAGAACAAGACAGUCUACCAGUGCCUAGCCUUCCUCUACGCCAACAACCCUGCUCUGAUUGUAGGCCAACUGAAGACCAUCGUAGCUGCUUCCAACCAUGUUUUGGGAACUAAGGACAUAGAUGAAGAGACCCAGAACACAUUGCUCCUGCUGCUGAGAGACAUUGCCCAGAGCCACGCCCAGGAGUUCCAGGGUGCAGUGAUGUCAUUGCCUGCGGACCAGCAGCCUAGGAUGACUGCAGCUGUCACUCAGGCAUAGCUGCUCACCUUCAGACUUCCACUCUGGAGAACACUAGCCAAAUUUGUUAUAGAAUUUUUUUAAUAUGCCACAGAAAAGGACAAAAAAAAAACUCAAACAGGAAACAUCCAUCACAAGCCAAAUACAGUCUAUUUCAGCACUUCACCACAAAAAUAGCCAAAAUUGUAUUACACCAGAAAAUGUUAACCCAGUCAUAUGUUCAGUGUUACUAUUUUUUUGUUUUUAUUAAUUUAUAUGCUUACAUAACGGUUUUGAAGUGUAUUGUUACUGCUAUUAAUAUUUUUUUUCUAUUAUUGUUUUCAUUAAGUAACUUUAAUGUUUUCCAUUGGUUUGCUUUCAGACCCUCUCAACAAUUCCAUGAUAUUCUGGCUUGGCUAGUUGAUGUGAGAUGCUAUGAAUUUAUCAAAAAUUAUAAAUGAAUUUCAGACAUGCA